Penicillium longicatenatum is the source of this 1521-nucleotide messenger RNA. RefSeq names its product putative MFS transporter. The transcript is spliced from 6 exons. Gene Ontology annotation, molecular function: transmembrane transporter activity. The record is from RefSeq and is a predicted model, not a curated record. Gene Ontology annotation, biological process: transmembrane transport. Lineage: Eukaryota; Fungi; Ascomycota; Eurotiomycetes; Eurotiales; Aspergillaceae. Gene Ontology annotation, cellular component: membrane. Bases 1 to 1521 code for a protein of 506 amino acids.
AUGAUUCAGGUUAAUGGUGUUGGUAGCGGGAAUGACCCCACGCAUGAUGCCGAGAAAGAUGCGGCCUUAGCGGUGGUUGGUGAUGUAGCGCAGGAUAUCGACCCAAUUGUUGCAAAGAGAGUGUUACGCAAAAUUGAUCUCUACUUUAUGCCGGCAAUGUUAAUAGGCUAUGGUAUUGUCUAUUGGGAUAAGGCUAUUCUGGGUAGUGCUUCUCUCUUUGGAAUGACUACCGAUUUGGCAUUAUCCGUGACGGACUAUUCAACCUCCCCGCCAACAACCAGUACUUCGCGUCUCAGCUGGGCAACGUCGAUUUUCUAUUUUGGAAUGUUAGCAGGAUUGUAUCCUAUGACCCUUGUCUUGCAGAAGUUUAAUCUGCGCUAUGUCUUUGGUCCUGUUGUUCUGCUGUGGGCUGUUACCUGUGCAGCAACUGCUGGUGUGACAUCCUGGCAGGGACUGUUCGUCCAGCGGUUCUUCCUUGGAGUCAUUGAAAGUGUCAUUCCCACUGGAUUCAUGACUAUUGUCAGUGGCUAUUACACACAGGAAGAGCAAACCAUGCGACAAGCUUGGUGGUUCUCCGGCGUGGGUUGGUUCACAAUAAUCGGUGGCGCACUCAACUACGGCUUUGGUCAAAUCACCGCGGGAGCUCUGAGAAGCUGGCAAUAUAUUUACAUUUUUGCCGGGGUACUCACCUUCUUGUUCGGCCUUUGGUGCUGUGUUAUGCCUAACUCCCCAGUCACUGCCUGGUUCCUGACCCCCGAAGAGCGACUAGUUGCCGUGGAACGCCUUCGUAGGGGGCAAACAGGUGUACGUUGCCAACAGAUCAAGUUCAGCCAGGUGAAGGAAUCGAUCACAGACCCAAAGAUCUAUUUGGUUGCUCUUAUGAUGGCAGCAGCAUACACAAUCAAUGGAGCAAUUUCUGGAUUCGGACCCUUGAUCGUCUCGACCUUUGGUUAUGAUACCCUAGACUCGAUUCUCUUCCAGUUUCCCGUGGGCGGAAUCUGUAUUAUCUUCGUCCCUCUUUGCGGAUACAUCCCGACUAUCAUCCCGAACACACGCAUUCCAAUGCUCAUUGCAUGCUGCCUCCCUGUCAUUGCCGGCUGUAUCAUGAUCUGGAAGUCUCAAUGGGGAUACCACCCAGCUACCCCAGUCGUCGGUUAUGCCCUCACUGGCUUCUUCGGCCCAGUUGUCAGCUUGAUCAUCACAAUUGGCGCUAGCAAUGUCGCUGGAGCUACAAAGAAAACCAUCAUGGCCGCUACCACCUUUGUGGCCUACACAGUUGGAAAUAUCAUCGGGCCUCAGCUCGUCAAAAGCAACACCAAAGCCCAGCAUUACCCGGAGCUGUGGGAAGGAAUGAUCAUUUGCUACUGCAUCACCAUCGCCGCGGCUGUAGCGCUGUACUUCGUGCUUUGGCGUGAAAACAAAGCGCGUGAGAACUUGGAGCUUGAUGAGUUGCUUCGGGAUAAGAUCGCUUUCGACGAUCUAACAGACAAGGAGAACCCAUUCUUUAGAUAUGUUCUGUGA